Molecule: messenger RNA, 2073 nt
Organism: Leishmania major strain Friedlin
Lineage: Eukaryota; Euglenozoa; Kinetoplastea; Trypanosomatida; Trypanosomatidae
Exons: 1
Coding region: 1-2073 (690 amino acids)
Source: RefSeq, a predicted model, not a curated record
AUGGACGCCUUCAGCCGCAGCAAGUCCUACAGCCAGGCAGCCUCGACCUCCACCCCACCCCCAUCGCGUUCUGGGGCCGCCGCGCCAGGUUCCACCGCCGCCCAACAGCAGCAACAUGUCUUCAAAAACAUUUUGAAGAGCGUGGAGAGCCACGUGCGGAUCAUGUCCGCGGUGGAGCGGACGGCGACGUCGUCGAGCUACACGUCUUUGCGUGUUCGCCAGCCAGACAGCGACGGCGUAGGUGACAGCCGCACCGCUUCUUCAUCGCAGAGCCCGCAGAGCAGCCAGUCCGCCGGCGGGUGGUCGCAGCCGUUCAACGUCACCCGCGUUCACCGUGGUGGGACGACAGCGCGCUUCUACGAGGAGGUGGUGGCGCCGUGCGUGUCGAACUGCACAUCCGGGCAGAGCUACGUCUUUCUAGUGAACGGGCCACCUGAGAGCGGUCGUAGCCAGACCCUCUACGGCAGCCCUCACCACAGCGAGCUGGGCAUCGUCGAGCUGGCGGCAGCCGACUUUCUGGAGCGGAUGGCGUCCCGCGGCAAGGUCAUCAUGCGGAACCAUCGUGAUCGCCCGGACGCCACCGGGAAGGAAAACGAAGCAGCCAGCGGCACACAGUCGUCGACCACCGCCAACAGCGGGCGGGAGGAUGUGUCGGAGGUGGCCACGACUGGUGGCAUCACCGUGACCUACGCUGCCUUCACCACCCGCGGUGGCAAGAUGCUUGAGACGGAAACGGGCGAGCCUGUCCCGCUCGUCGAGUUCCCGCCGCCCCUGGGGCUGGUGCCGCUCCCCCGCAUGCGGCUGCUCGAAGAUGCCAGCAAGUCGGUCCUGCUCCCGGAGCGCAAGCAUGUGGAUACGUCGUGUGUGAUCCAGUUCCACGUGUACGCGCCUGUGGACACAACAGGGCGGCGCUCCAUGGCGACGCUGACCUUCGUCGAUGUCGCUGCGAUCCGCGAGCCGCUGUGCAAGGAGGUGUCGCAUCUCAUCGAGACUGUCGAGCGGGUGGCCGGUGUGUCCACCAGCGGAGGCGACCCUAACUUCAAGGAGACGAAGCUGACGACCUUGCUAGAGCCCGUGCUAGUGGGGUACAUCACCCUCGUCUCCAUCACCACCGUCAGCGGCCGCGCCGACCUCUACGAGUCCACAUGCACGGCACUGCGCUUCGCCAGCCACCUCAGUCGCAUUCACCAAGUUCUUAUGCUCAUCCACAUGAACGCGCCGCGAUGGAUCUUCGACACGGCGGUGAACCUGGAGCAGCUGCGGGUGCGCCGUGAUCAGCUCAUGGCGGAGCACUACGCCCGUGGCGUGUACGACUGCUAUCAGCGCACCUCCCGCUGGCUGCAGGCCAACGUGAGCGAUGUUGGCGGCAGUGUCGAUGACCUGCUGCAGGAGACGGCGCGUCUUCGCAAGGACAUUGCGCGGGCUGUGGAGGACAUCGCAAAGGAGCUGCAGGCAACCAUCGAGAGAGAGGAUGCGAACUGCCGGGCCGAGGUGGAGGCGGCGCGGACGGCGUACGAGGCCACGUCGCAGCUGUUCGAGGAGGUGCGGCGGUUGGAUGAGAUCAUCACUGCCCAGCAGCAGAAAAUAUCUCAGACGGACAUGCAGAGCAGCCAGCGCAUUAGUGAGAUGCGGCUAGAGAUAUCCGCCCUAGAGGCCAAGGCUAACAACCGCCAGCAGCAGCUUCAGCAGCUCGAGAAGGAGAUGAGGCUCUAUUUGCUCAAGAGCGGCGAGGUGGCCGCGACGUUGAGCAAGGCCGCGGAGGACACGCAGUAUGUGCAGAGUAGCUACGCCAUGUCGCACGAGCUGCUGCAGAUUGGAUGCAAGCGCAAGCGUCUCGAGGCUGAUUUGGAGCUGGCGUCGCACGUGGCGCAACGUACGACGGACACAAUGCGGGUAGAUCGGGAGCGACGCUCGCGCAUUUCGCGACUGAGCGCGAUGCAGCAGCGUGUCCAUUCCCUGCGCGAUACAGUGUGCUGCUCCACAAGUAACCCGACGGCGGCACCGUCGCAGCACCCACAACAGCCGCCGCAACGCACGUUCUCCGCGGGGGGUCGCUCCGGUCAGACCCAAUAG